AUGGAUGCAAGAAAGGAACGUCCUACAUCAAGCGAGGAAAAAAAUGAUGGAGAUGAAAAUGAAGAAAAUGAGGGAGCAGCACCCCCUGCACAGGAAGUAGGAAGAGAGAGAAUGAUAGCAACAGCGUCAACCCUGGCGGGUGAAAAUCCUAGGCCUCCAAUACAGGAGACUCUUGAGGGCGAGAUGCUCUAUCCACAACCAGCACAGAUUGGUUCUGACAUUUGCGGGUAUUAUUCAGUUGAUGCUCUUGAUUUAGAAGAAGAACUGGAAGUAAUUGACAUAAUGGAUGAUGGCAACGGCCAGCUGGAGAUCUUGGCGAUGUCAGUUGAAACAUCUCCAGCCAUUGUGGCUGGACUUUGA
Messenger RNA from Paramuricea clavata, 360 nucleotides. The record is from the annotation of a GenBank genome assembly. NCBI's taxonomy places the organism in Eukaryota, Metazoa, Cnidaria, Anthozoa, Malacalcyonacea, Plexauridae.